GCCAUAUGCCUCUCCCCCUCUUUCACGAUUCUCUUUGUUCAAGGGGCUAGGGUUUUUCCCUCUUCCUCUCUCCCUCAUUUCGACCGUCUAUUUCGCUCGAUUCUUGGCUUGGCAGGUUCCUGAUCAUUUCGAACAGUAAACAUGCCGAAGAACAAGGGAAAGGGAGGAAAGAACAGGAAGAGAGGAAAGAACGAAGCAGACGAUGAGAAGCGUGAGCUUGUUUUCAAGGAAGAUGGUCAGGAGUAUGCACAAGUCCUCAGAAUGUUGGGGAAUGGUCGGUGUGAGGCGAUGUGCAUAGAUGGGACAAAACGCCUUUGCCAUAUCAGGGGUAAGAUGCACAAAAAGGUUUGGAUUGCAGCUGGUGAUAUUAUACUGGUUGGUCUUCGUGACUAUCAGGAUGACAAAGCUGAUGUUAUCCUCAAGUAUAUGCCUGAUGAAGCUAGGCUGUUGAAGGCAUAUGGUGAGCUUCCUGAGAGCACGCGUCUCAAUGAGGGUAUUGCUGGCGGUAUUGAUGAUGAGGAUGAUGGUGGUGCUGAUGACUACCUAGAGUUUGAGGAUGAAGAUAUCGAUAAGAUUUAGAUUUUGAAUAACUUUUCCAUUUGGAGUUUCAGUUGUGGGAUGAUUCGUAAUGUGGAUUUGCUCCACUGUUGUUGUACCUUAUACUGUUCUGUUCUGUUCUGUUGGUGGACUGGUAUUUAUUCCAUAAAUUCUGAUAUUGAUGAUAUAUAUAUAAAUGCGACUCAAUACUUUUCACAAGCUGCAA
Molecule: messenger RNA, 763 nt
Organism: Momordica charantia (bitter melon)
Lineage: Eukaryota; Viridiplantae; Streptophyta; Magnoliopsida; Cucurbitales; Cucurbitaceae
Product: eukaryotic translation initiation factor 1A
Biological process (GO): translational initiation
Molecular function (GO): RNA binding; translation initiation factor activity
Source: RefSeq, a predicted model, not a curated record